Lepidothrix coronata (blue-crowned manakin) is the source of this 7038-nucleotide messenger RNA. RefSeq names its product PTPRF interacting protein alpha 1 (gene PPFIA1). Lineage: Eukaryota; Metazoa; Chordata; Aves; Passeriformes; Pipridae. The transcript is spliced from 31 exons. Bases 913 to 4632 code for a protein of 1239 amino acids. Gene Ontology annotation, cellular component: presynaptic active zone. Gene Ontology annotation, molecular function: protein binding. The record is from RefSeq and is a predicted model, not a curated record. Gene Ontology annotation, biological process: synapse organization.
GCGCUGCCCGUGGCGGGCGGGGGAGCAGCAGAGCCCCGCCGCCCGCAGCUUUGUUCGCCGGGCCCUCCGACGCUCGUCCCACUCUUCUGCCCCAGUCCGCGCGCCCUCCCGGUUCUUUUCUUUCCCCUCUGCUGGAUAUCUCAGUGUGGAAGCAUCGCCUGCGGAACCGACCCGCGGUGCGGGACUAGGAAACAACAGGUCUUCCCCCCACCUCUCCUCGCCUUUUCUCCGAAGUGGCACCGGCGCCUCGCUGUUGGGAUUAUAAAUGUUUGAACUAAGACCCAGGGAAUUGGAAGGAGAGCCUCCCGUUGGAAUUAACAGGAGAGAAAACAAGGGAGGCUUUUCCAAAUCCUCCGCAAGAAAGCCCGUGCUGUUUUUUUCCCCUACUGUCCGCACGGUGUUUAAUAAUGCGAUUGUGACCUGAGUGGAAUUUAUGAGCAAAGAACUAAUUGAAGCUUCUUGCACCGCUGCAUCGGACUACUUUUUUUUUGUUGUUUUCUCAGCACAUGAUUCCUCCAUCCCAGCUGUUGCAGGACCUGUGGGCCAGUAAUACAGGGAUGGGAAGCUGAGGCAGUUUAUUUUAACAUUCUUCUGUUUCGGGGACUUGGCGAGUUGGCUGAAGCUGCUGCUGCUUUUUACUGGAUCUGCUCUUUCCUCGGCAGGUUUAUUUCUUUUCAUGUGCACGGGGUGUUUCGCUUAAACAGACAUUGGACUGGAGCUGAAUGGAUGCUUUGCAAGCCGAAAGGUUUUGGGAGGUAACAGAAAACUGCUAAAACAGAGAAGAACUGGUACUGCAGGAAACCUGGGGCCUGUCUUCCAAGCCUUUUUGUUUUAUUGAGCAAGCCAACAAAAGCUCAAAGUACUGUUUUAGAUGUGAUCUUUAUACGUUUGAAGCAUUGGAAGGAACAGAUAAUGAUUCUCAAAAUGUGCAGUAUGAUGUGUGAGGUGAUGCCAACCAUCAGUGAGGCCGAGAUUCCCGCUGGGGGAAAUGGAGGCCACGGUUCAGGUUCCCCAUUACAGUCAGAUGCUGAUUCCCAUUUUGAGCAGUUAAUGGUGUCCAUGUUGGAAGAAAGGGAUCGCCUCCUGGAAACACUGAGGGAAACUCAGGAGACCCUGGCACUGACCCAGGGCAAGCUGCAUGAAGUCGGUCAUGAGAGAGAUUCCUUGCAAAGACAGCUCAAUACUGCACUCCCACAGGAAUUUGCAGCACUUACAAAAGAGCUCAAUGUAUGCAGGGAGCAGCUGCUGGAAAGGGAAGAAGAAAUAGCUGAACUGAAAGCAGAAAGAAAUAAUACCAGGCUGUUACUGGAACAUCUGGAGUGUCUUGUCUCCAGGCAUGAGCGGUCUCUGAGAAUGACUGUGGUGAAGAGGCAAGCUCAGUCUCCAGCAGGAGUUUCUAGUGAAGUGGAAGUUCUCAAAGCACUAAAAUCUUUAUUUGAGCACCAUAAAGCCCUUGAUGAAAAGGUAAGGGAGAGGUUACGAGUAGCACUUGAAAGAUGUAGUUUAUUGGAAGAAGAACUAGGCACUACACAUAAAGAGUUAAUGAUUCUGAAAGAGCAAAAUAAUCAGAAGAAAACACUUCCAGAUGGGAUGCUGGAUAUAAAUCAUGAACAAGAAAAUACACCGACUACAAAUGGGAAGAGAUCCUCUGAUGGUUCUUUAUGCCAUGAUGAAAACCUUACUAAAGUGAUUGAACUCCAAGACAUUAUAGAUAAGCAAAACAAGGAGCAGACACAAAUGAAAGAACGUCUCACUGCUCUGUCCAGCAGAGUGGCAGAGUUGGAAGAAGAUCUUGACACAGCCAGAAAAGACUUGAUAAAGUCUGAAGAAAUGAAUACAAAGUUACAGAGAGAUGUACGAGAGACUAUGGCCCAAAAGGAAGACAUGGAAGAGAGAAUUACAACUCUUGAGAAACGCUACCUCGCUGCACAACGUGAAGCUACAUCUGUGCACGACCUCAAUGAUAAACUUGAAAAUGAAAUUGCCACUAAAGACUCCAUGCACAGACAGAGUGAAGAUAAGAACAGGCAAUUGCAGGAACGACUGGAACUGGCUGAGCAAAAGUUGCAGCAGACCCUGAGAAAGGCUGAGACUUUGCCAGAGGUGGAAGCUGAGCUGGCCCAGAGAGUUGCAGCACUUACAAAGGCUGAGGAGAGACAUGGCAACAUUGAGGAACGACUGAGGCAGAUGGAAGCACAGCUAGAGGAGAAGAAUCAAGAGCUGCUAAGGGCUAGACAGAGAGAGAAGAUGAAUGAAGAGCAUAAUAAACGUUUGUCAGAAACUGUUGAUAAACUUCUGUCUGAAUCCAAUGAAAGGCUCCAACUGCAUCUCAAGGAAAGGAUGGCUGCCCUAGAAGAUAAGAAUUCACUUCUUCGAGAAAUUGAAAAUGCAAAAAAGCAAAUAGAGGAGCUUCAGCAUGAAAAGGAUCAACUUGCAAUAAAUGUUGAUGCAUUAAGGGCUGAAAAUGACCAAGUGAGACUCAGAGCCACAUCACUCCAUCAUAGCAGACCAGAUUUCAGAUUCCCUAUGACAUCUUCCUCUGUGGGUGACACUCACACAGACUCCUUUGGCACCUCCUCCGUGCUGAGGCGUCCCCAGAAGGGACGUUUGGCAGCUCUCAGAGAUGAACCUUCAAAGGUUCAAACUCUGAAUGAGCAGGAUUGGGAGCGAGCCCAGCAAGCAAGUGUGUUGGCAAAUGUGGCACAAGCAUUUGAGAGUGAUGUUGAUGUGUCUGAUGUGGAGGAUGACAGGGAGACCAUAUUCAGCUCAGUUGAUCUGCUGUCACCAAGUGGUCAGGCUGAUGCUCAGACUUUGGCCAUAAUGCUUCAGGAACAGUUGGAUGCCAUCAACAAAGAGAUCAGACUUAUCCAAGAAGAGAAGGAGAACACGGAGCAGCGAGCAGAGGAGAUUGAAAGCAGGGUGGGCAGUGGCAGCCUGGAUGCCCAUGGCCGGUUCCGCUCCAUGAGCUCCAUCCCUCCUUCCUAUGCCAGUGGUUCCCUGGCUGGUUCCUCCCCCCCUGGCAGUGGCCGCUCCACCCCGAGGCGGAUCCCACACAGCCCAGCUCGGGAAGUGGACAGAUUGGGGAUCAUGACACUGUCUCCAGCUUCCAGAGAAGAGGUACGAGAUGAUAAAACCACAAUAAAAUGUGAGACAUCACCACCUUCUUCCCCUCGGUCUCUGCGUUUGGACAGAGUCCAGAAAGGAGCUUUGCACACAGUGAGCCAUGAAGAUAUCAGGGACAUCAGGAAUUCAACAGGUUCUCAAGAUGGGCAAACAAGUAAUCCCAGUAGCAGUAACAGUAGCCAAGAUUCCCUUCACAAAGCUCCCAAAAAGAAGGGGAUCAAAUCCUCCAUCGGCCGCUUGUUUGGCAAGAAGGAGAAGGGACGACCUGGACAAACAAGCAAGGAAGGAUUAGGACAAGGCGGCAUGGGAGAAGCAGAUGGUUCCUCUCAGGAUGCCUUAGGUCUCAGCAAGCUUGGAGGUCAGGCAGAAAAAAACAGGAAAAUGCAGAAAAAGCAUGAGCUGCUGGAGGAAGCCAGAAGACAAGGUUUGCCUUUUGCACAGUGGGACGGGCCUACUGUGGUUGUGUGGCUGGAGCUGUGGGUUGGGAUGCCAGCCUGGUAUGUGGCUGCUUGCCGAGCAAAUGUGAAAAGUGGUGCUAUCAUGUCAGCCUUGUCUGACACGGAAAUACAGCGGGAAAUUGGGAUCAGCAACCCCCUGCACAGGCUCAAGCUGAGGCUGGCCAUCCAAGAAAUCAUGUCACUGACAAGCCCAUCUGCCCCUCCCACCUCAAGGACGACCACGGGAAAUGUCUGGGUAACACAUGAAGAAAUGGAAAAUCUUACAGCCACACAACAAACGGAAGAUGAGGAGGGAAGCUGGGCUCAGACACUUGCCUAUGGUGAUAUGAACCAUGAGUGGAUUGGCAAUGAGUGGCUCCCAAGCCUGGGGCUCCCUCAGUACCGCAGCUAUUUCAUGGAAUGUCUUGUGGAUGCUCGAAUGCUGGACCAUUUAACUAAAAAAGACCUGCGGGGGCAGCUCAAAAUGGUGGACAGCUUUCACAGAAACAGUUUUCAGUGUGGAAUCAUGUGCCUACGAAGACUGAAUUAUGAUCGAAAAGAACUUGAAAGAAAAAGGGAAGAAAGCCAGAAUGAAAUCAAGGAUGUGCUUGUGUGGAGCAAUGAAAGGAUGAUCCAUUGGGUCAUGUCCAUCGGUCUUAAAGAAUAUGCGAAUAACCUUGUCGAGAGCGGAGUUCAUGGUGCUCUUGUGGCCUUAGAUGAAUCCUUCGAUUACAUUGCAUUAGCUCUCCUAUUGCAAAUCCCCACCCAGAACACACAGGCUCGUGCUGUUCUGGAGAGGGAAUUUAAUAACCUUCUUGCUAUGGGCACUGACAGAAGACUUGAUGAAGAUGAUGAUAAGAGCUUUAGGAGAGCACCUUCAUGGAGAAAGAAGUUUAGACCAAAGGACAUCAGAGGUUUAGCUGCUGGAUCAGCAGAGACUCUUCCUGCAAAUUUCAGAGUUACAACCUCAAUGUCUUCACCCUCUAUGCAGCCAAAGAAGAUGCAGAUUGAUGGCAGUGUAUCAGGAACACAAAGAUUGGAUUCUGCUACAGUAAGGACCUACUCCUGUUAAAGCCUUCUCCUGUUUACCCACACUAUUUCUACCGGUGAUAUGCAGCGUUUUGAACAUUUGGAACCCUUAACCUGUUAAUACUUGUUAAAUGGACACUUUGAGAUAUUUUAUUACAGAGUUUUUAAUUAGCAAAUAAAUUCAUGAGUACUAUAGAGAAAAUAUUUUAGAAUCUAAAUGUUUCCUAUAUUUAUGUGACUUCUCAUUUAUAUAGUUACUUACUUUUUCAGUUUCUAUUCAGUCUACAAAUCAAAUCAUUGCUGAUUUUUUAUUCUAAUUUUAGUCUUUCCAACUGAAUGUACUGUAAUGCUUGUAUGUAUAUGUCCCUAUGAGCAAUAUAGGGUUUUUGUAAAUUAUGCAGUUACUGUAAUUAUCAUUGUUUUUUAAUAAUGAAACUGAAGGUGAAAAGGAUUUUAAUACCUUUGUAAAAGUAUCAUGACACCAAGCAGUAUAUAUUUUGUCUUUUUGGAGCUGUUAGACCUGAAAACAAGCCCAGCUUUUUUUCAGAUAUUGAUGUAGAAGCUGCGGUACACAAGUGUUGUUCUCCUCAGAGCUGUAUCUUUCCACAUAGAGGACUUGUCAAGUAGUGGCUGUUUGACUUUAUUUAAAAUAGAACUUGUUUUAAGAGCUGGGAGGAACUGAGGAGAACACGUUUUAGAAGUGAUUUUGACUCGCUCAUAACACACUCUGCUGUAUUUGUAAAGCGACUCUUCACAGUGACUGAAAACAAGCCAUAAACCAAGAACUGUUUGUAUUUUUUCUUUUCCUUAAGUGAGGAAGACAGACUUCAUAAUGAUUCCUAGUCAUAAGCCACAGGCCACAGAGAGGUUUUUAGGGUUUUUUUGAUUGAAAAGACUUGUGGAAAGAUGCUGGUGGAACUAGUUUUAAUGGACCAAUCUUAAAGCACUGCAGCCUCAUGUCAGGUGAGUAGGGAAAGAUGAAGGUACAAUGGGCUGAAACCUCAAGCAGUGCAUCUUCUAAUAAAGGCCUUACUUUUCUUAUGUAAGUCAUCUUAUAUGUUUUGUAAACUUGUUCUAAAGAGUUGUCUGGACUUUAAUUUUGAUGGGUGUUGCCAUUUUGGACUGUAUGAGUAGAAAAUGUAUCUGAUACUUGUAAAUGGCAUAUUAAAAAGCCAGCAAGAAUCUGUUCAGAUGGUGCAUUAUUUAUUAUGCAGCAAUAUAUAUAGCAUGUCUUUUUUCUCUUAUUUUGUUUUCCACUUUUAACUUUGCUUGUAAAACUGAAAUUCAUUGUUAUUGUUCUGGGUUUUUUUCUAUUAAUCUUUUGUGUAUCUUCAGAUUAUGUAACAAUAUGUACAGUCUACUUUUGAACUAUUUUUAUCACAGUAUUAUUUAUUACUUUCUUUCAAUAAAGUACUGAUGCAUUUUCCACUGCCAAUAAAACACUAUGGAAAAGCUGAGAUCUACUUGUGUGCAGGCAGAAACUUUUGCAGUGAGCGGAUAUGAUUGUUUGCUGCCCUGUAGAUCUUGUUUCAGAUGAUGACCUUUCUCCAGUAGGAAAAAAGUACUCCAUUAGAGGUGACAUUUUCUUUGGAAUUGUUCAAGUUCACAUGCAUUAAUCAGUUUUGGAAAAAAACCAGUUUUCUGAAGAAAACGGUUUUAUUGCCUCCUUCUACUCAUAGUUACAGCUGUGAUUUGCUUUUAAAAAUGGUAACAAAAACUACCACACAACUUCAGUGUGUUCUGGUCCAUGUGACGGAGAUUGAAGUGCUGUUCUAGGUAGCACCAAGAGCUGCUUUGUUAAUAAAAUGAGAUUAUGACCAUAGUGAUAUUUGGGGAGAAACACAGGAGUCGAGGGAACCAAUACAAAAUUGGGUCACAAUAGGGCUGUUUAUGUCAAUUUUAAUACAUUUGUAAACCAUUUCUUGUGUAGAAGAGAAGACAGAAGGAUAAAGUUACAGAAUAAUGGAAGCAGUAGUGAAGCAUAUUCCAUCAUGUCCUCUGGAUCAACAGAAGGAAUGCCUGGAAUGGAGAAAUAUUGUCAUUGAUGCUCUAAACAUUGUUCAGUAAUGCAUCUGUUUGUCUGGCUUGUCUGUAUGAGUUGCUCUCUGUUAAUUUGCAGGCUCUUUUAUAUUUUCAGAGAAUCUAUCUUCCUAGAAAAAGCUGAAAUGGAACUGCAAAAGGAGCUCCUGACUCGCUGUUCAGCUGAACUUCACUGUUUAGAGAAAAAAUUGCAUAGACGUUGCUGGUCACUGAUGUAAUAGUGGGUGUUCAAAGUCGUGUAUUGUUGCUUCUCAAAAGUGAAACCAAUGCGGGGUAGACUUGUAAAAUGUGAAAAGAAAAUGCAUUUAUUAUUUUAAGGCUGUAAAACCUUAAGUGUUAUGGAACAAUGGAACUGAUAUGAGAGCUAGAAUAAAUGAGUGAAAUGGCAAAAAGCUUUCACGAACUGGCA